CUUAAAUGGCCCCGUAGGGCAACAAGGAUGGUUAGUUUUGACCGUGCUUAUUUGUGCCCUAAAAUAUUGAUCCCAAUUGGCAGCUAUUUGGGCUUUUAUAUUUGCCGACCUCCCGUUUUUGAGCCGUGGUCACUAAAUGAAGAGGUUCUGGCCUGGGAAGGCCCAUGCAUUCCUUCAGUUGGAUGGGGAGCUGGGACAGUGUCUCUGGCGAUAGCGCGAAUAGGAGGGAAUGUUGACCAGGGAGCACCGCUGCGGCCGUUCAGAGGAGCAGGAACCGGAGCCCGGGUUGAGUCCGAAAAAAGCCGGAUCCAGACGGUGGCUCCGGAACGGCUGCAACUGGAAGAUGGAGGAGCCGGAGGAACCGGCGGACAGUGGGCAGUCGCUGCCUCCAGUUUACAUCUACAGUCCCGAGUAUGUCAGCAUGUGCGACUCCCUGGCCAAAGUCCCCAAACGGGCCAGUAUGGUACAUUCUUUGAUCGAAGCGUAUGCACUGCAUAAGCAAAUGAGGAUAGUUAAGCCCAAAGUAGCAUCCAUGGAGGAGAUGGCCACCUUCCACACUGACGCGUAUCUGCAGCAUCUCCAGAAGGUCAGCCAAGAAGGAGAUGACGAUCACCCAGACUCCACAGAAUAUGGGCUAGGUUAUGACUGCCCAGCCACAGAAGGGAUAUUUGACUACGCAGCAGCUGUAGGAGGGGCCACGAUCACAGCUGCCCAGUGCCUGAUUGACGGAGUGUGCAAAGUAGCAAUUAACUGGUCCGGAGGGUGGCAUCAUGCAAAGAAAGAUGAAGCAUCUGGUUUUUGUUAUCUCAAUGAUGCUGUCCUGGGAAUAUUACGAUUGCGACGGAAAUUUGACCGUAUUCUCUAUGUGGAUUUGGAUCUGCACCAUGGAGAUGGUGUAGAAGAUGCCUUCAGUUUCACCUCCAAAGUCAUGACAGUGUCCCUGCACAAAUUCUCCCCGGGAUUUUUCCCAGGAACAGGUGACGUGUCUGAUGUUGGCCUAGGGAAGGGACGGUACUACAGUGUAAAUGUGCCCAUUCAGGACGGCAUACAGGAUGAGAAGUAUUACCACAUCUGUGAAAGUGUACUAAAGGAAGUAUACAUAGCCUUUAAUCCCAAAGCAGUGGUCUUACAGCUGGGAGCUGAUACGAUUGCUGGGGAUCCCAUGUGCUCCUUUAACAUGACUCCAGUAGGAAUUGGCAAAUGUCUUAAGUACAUCCUUCAGUGGCAAUUGGCAACACUCGUUUUGGGAGGAGGAGGCUAUAACCUUGCCAACACGGCUCGAUGCUGGACAUACUUGACCGGGGUCAUCCUAGGGAAAACACUAUCCUCUGAGAUCCCAGAUCAUGAGGAGUUAGUGGCACACAGAGAUUGGGGGAAGACCAUCCAAAAUAUGAAACUUCACUUGAACUUUUGCCAUCUACUCUAGUCAUAUGAGAUGGGCUUUACACUUUCUGAAGCAAAGAUGUCUAUUUUAGCUUCCUCAAAACAGGUUAACCGAAAGCUGUCUGAGCCCAGUGAGUGUGCUAAUUAUCCUUUAUCUGAAGGUGUACCCCUUCUCUUUUCCGCCCACCCCCACACCUGGCAGGAAGCAUGUUAUCACAGAUCAAGAUGUGUAGUUGUAGGCCUUAGAGUGUGUGACUUAUAAUAAAACAAUGUGUGAACCAGUACCUGCAGCCCCCCUUUCUCAGGCCAUUCCCAGGAGUAGAGAUGGUACUUUGGGUAUGUUUUGAUUCCUGCCAGAUGCAGGAUCUGUACACUUGGGAACAUUAUUCUUUUUAAAGUUACUAUUAUUUUUAGAAAAUUAGAAACAACUUAAACUAAUUCCCUUCCAAUUUUCUGCUAACCACAAAUGAGGUAUAAUAUGUAUCUCUGAAAAACCACUCAGCGUGUCUAGAAUACAAAUAGAAGGCAUGCUAUAAUUUGAGACAAUUUGCUGGUGUCAGGGUUAAUAGAAGUCUCUUUUCUUGACUUGACUUACCUUUGUUCAGUAUUUGGAAGCUUUAUGAAAUAUAAAGAUAAGCGAACAAAUUACAUUUGUGAACAAAUGUAAUCGCUGUUAUUGCUGUGGGACUAUCUCCAAUUGCAUUGUAAUUUAAAGCAUUGAGACUUUAAAAACUGAUCAAGUUAUGUCAAAAAGGAGUUUUAAACUAUAGGCGCUUGAAUUGAGAAUGAGUGUUCUGUUCCUAGGAAACAAUGCAAAUCCAUAGAUUCAUCUGUCUUAAAAAGUUGAUAAAAUUUUAAUAAAGAUGAAUACUGCCUCUGGUACCUGGAGAAGCUAUGUGCCUGAAUAGAUGUGGGGUUUGGCCUUAUAGACAUGUCCCGUCUUUAUGCUGACAUAUUCUGCCAGAUUAAAUAUUAUACAAUGAAUGCCGAUUGCCUAGCACAGUUCUUGGCACAUACCAGGCGCUUUUGAAAUGCAAGUUUUCUCCUUCCCCUUUGCAUGCUCCCAACAACUCCUUAUACCCAGACAUUUAUGACUUUGUCAUUCAUAAAUGUGUCCAAACCCUUUUUGAAUCCCUUCUGUCAUAUCCUUCUGGUAUAAGACAUGUGAGUCAUCCAAGAAGGAACAAAGAAGAAAAUUGAAAUGACAGUCUUCCAUGUACAAUAAGAUAACAUUUUAAUGAAAAUUGCCAAAAAUAGACUGCACAGUGUGAAGGCAUAUAUAAGUUUUGUGCCGCAAUACACAGUUGCACACAAAUAUCCUUGUGGUUCUCUGUAAUCAGAUCAACAAAUGGUGGAUCAAAAAAUAUUUACUGAGCACCCAUUGUGUGCCAGGCACCAUGCUAGGUGUCUUAGAAGAUGCAAAGACAAUAAGACCUCAUCUCAUCCCUUCCUUCAAGCAGCCUGGGUGGGAGUCUGGUAUAAGUCCUAGGGAGAUAAGUUGAUACACAAAUAAUUAUAUUACAGAGCAUAGUAAGAACUACAAGACAGUAGGAACAAUGACUGUGGAGACGUGCAUCAAAUAUGAAAGGGAUACAAAGGAGUGUACAAAAUACCCUGCCCCAGGAGCUGAAAAUAUAAUUGAGAAAUCUAGUCAGUGAAAAGGUUAAGAUAGUGCAGCAGUCAGCUGCAGUCUGGCUGACCCCCUCACUGUCUUCACUUUCAGUCUUGGACUUGCAUUCUUCUGGGUCCUAGGAUAAUAAUCUUCCUCCUCCAAAUGCUGUUUCCCCAUCUGUCUGUCUCUUGUCUUCCUAGGUGCAGCUUCAAGCCCUGUGCCUUUAAAAAUCCCUUACCUAAGUUUACCAAGGUCCUUUGAGCUCUUCCUUCACAUUCAUUUAUUCCUUCAUUCAUUUAACAAAUAUUCAUUGGGUCCCUACUACUUGCCAGGCCCUAUUCAGACUUGAAUUCAGAGAGACAAAGACUAGCAAGUAAACCCAGUGCCCUCAAAAAUUUCACGAUCUAAUAAAGGCGACAGAACAAUGUGCCCAAAUCCAGGACAGUUGAGGAUAGAAGAAAUGUUUCACCAAGACUUUGAACUGAAUCUUGGAGGUUGAUUGGGAGUUUGCCAGGUGAAGAAGAGCAAAAGACAUUGUAGGCAAAGGGAACAAGGAUUGGAAAGGACCUGGUGCCUGAUGGGACAAGUGAGAAGUUUGAUAUAGUAGUAGAACAUAGAAUUUAUGAGGGAAAGUGGGAAGAAUGAAAGCUUGAGUGAAAAUUGGAGCCAGAUUAUGAAGAGACUUGAACACUGCACUAAAGAGUUUAUUUAUACUUUUUUCUGUGAAAACAGAUGAGCUUUGGUUUUCAGAAAGCUUGCUCAAUAGUACAUGGAAGAUAGAUUGCAAAAGGGAGAGACUUGAGAAAGGCAAACCUGUUAAGAGGUUCAAGUACACUCAUAUAACAUAGUCUGUACCAUUCAUUUAGUCAUCUGUGUUUUGGUUGUCUGUAUUCCCCCUCAGUGCUUAGCACAGUGUUAGCUACCCACCUUGUUGGUGUUCAUUCAUUGAAUGAACAGCUGAAUAAAUGAGUGUUUGAAUAAUAAGCAUCUCAACAUUCACAUUGGAAAACUUCUCUUUUUAAGAUGGAAGAAUUGGAAGCCUUUUGCUGGAAAGGCUUCCAGUAGCAACUACCCAUCCUUUACAAGAAGUACCAGGUAUCCCAGCUGUAGGAAAGAGAUGUGUCCGUGGGAAAACACUAGAUUGCCAGUUAAGGGAAGGGAGUUGAGAAGACAAGCCCAGCACAAAUAUUACAAGUCAUUAGUGGUGAGAUUUCAAUCAUAGUGCUCCUGUGAUAUAAAAUCAGUGAUAUCAUUAAGCCAGUGAUCAAGGAGUUAGUCCCAGUGCAGGAACUGGGGAGCCAGGUUUGCCAGCCAGGUGUGGAAUAAGGAGGCAAUCCCAACUGGAAGAAGAGUUGGGCACAGCUUGAAAAGCUGAGGGGAAGGAAACCUGCCCAUAUGCCUGGCUCAGGUAUCUCUACCAUAGAGAAAGCCCAAAGGUGGCAUGAGGUCCCCAAAAAAGACCAGUACGUGGCUAAUUUAGCAAAUCACCCACUCUGUAUUAUAAAGCUUAUGGACUAUCAUAUAUAAGAGUGUUCUAUAAUCCAGUAAUACUAUUUGGAUCCUAUGACCCAGGAUAGAGUAUGGCAGUUAUGUUAUAGAAUGUAUUCAUAUAUACAUAUAUGUAUAUGUAUAUACAGAUAGAUCAGGUAUAUGUAUAUAUCUGAAUCAGCUAGGUUUAUUACCAAAAUUUAGUGAAUGAAAAAUAUUUACUUAACCAGACACUUUUGAUGGACUGGUUACAUAAACUAUGCCUGACUCAUAUGAGGCAUAUGUAGCCAUUGAAAAGAAUCAAGUAGAUUUAUAUACAAGUGUGUUACUGAUGUAAAACAGUCUUGCAGUGCAUCUGUAGAUUGCACUGAGUCUAUAAAUCGAUUUGGGAAGGAAUAACAUCUUAACGAUAUUUAAUCUUUCAAUCCAUGAAUUUGCUAUAUCUCUUCAUUUUCUUAAGUCUUUAAUUUCAAAUUUUCUUUUAUACUUUUCAGUGAACACGUCUUGCACAAAUUUUGUUAUAUUUAUCCCUAAGUAUUUCAUGAUUUUGAUGUUAUUAUAAAUGAUAUUUUUAAAUUUCAAUUUCUAAUUGUUUGUUGCGAGAAUAUAGAAACCCAACUGAUUUUAUAUUGAUCUUGAAUAAUGUAUCAUUGCUAAACUCUUUAGCUCUAGUAGCUUUUUGUAGACUCGUUAGCAUGUUUCAUGUAUACAAACAUGUCAUCUGUGAAUAAAGAAAGUUUUACUUAUUCCUUUACAAUCUUUAUGCCUUUUAUUUCUUUUUCUUGCCUUAUUACACUGGUUGGGACCUCCAAUGUGAUGUUAAAUAGAAGUGGUUAGAGCAAACAUCCUUGUCUUGUUCCUGAUCAUAGGGGGAAGCACUUAAUCUUUUACUAUGAAGUGUGAUGUUAGCUGUAGGUUUUUUCAUAAAUGUUCUUUAUUAGGUUGAAGAAGAUCCCUUCUAUUCCUAAUUUACUGAGAAGUUUUCUCAUAAACGAGUGUUAAAUUUUGUCAAAUGCUUUUUCCCCAUCUAUUGAAAUGAUCAUAUGGUGUCCUCUUAUUCUGUUAAUACAGUAAAUUGCAUUAAUUGUUGCCUUUUUAAAUGUUAAACAAACCUUGCAUUGCUGAAAUAAACCCUAGUUGGUCAUGGUAUAUUAUCCUUUUUAUAUAUUGCUGGAUUUGGUUUGCUGAAAUUUUCUCACGGAUUUUUUGUGUCAAUGUUGAUGAGGGAUGUUGACCUGUUGUUUUCUUAUAAUGUCUUUGUCUGGUUUUGAUAUCAAGGCAAUGCUGAUCUUAUAAAAUGACUUGGAAAGUGUCCCCACCUCCUCUUUUUUUCUGAAAGAGUUUAUGUAAAAUUGAUACUAUGUCUUACUUAAGUGUUUGAUAGAAUUCACCAGUGAAAACAUUUGAGCCUGGAGUUUUCUUUGUGAGAAGGUUUUUAAUUAUGAAUUCUAUUUCUUUAAUAGUUACAUAACUAUUCAGAUUUUCUAUUUCUUCUGGCUUCCAUGUUGACAAUUUGUCUUUGAGGAAUUUGCCCAUUCGCUUAUAAUAUUCUUUUAUUAUUGUUUUAAUGUCUGUAGAAGCUGUAGUGAUAUCCCCUCUUU
Ailuropoda melanoleuca (giant panda) is the source of this 6084-nucleotide messenger RNA. It is a transcript of the gene HDAC8, whose product is annotated as histone deacetylase 8. Gene Ontology annotation, molecular function: histone deacetylase activity. Bases 230 to 1426 code for a protein of 398 amino acids. The record is from RefSeq and is a predicted model, not a curated record. Lineage: Eukaryota; Metazoa; Chordata; Mammalia; Carnivora; Ursidae. The transcript has 10 exons. Gene Ontology annotation, biological process: heterochromatin formation.